AUGACACGAACUGCCCACCUCUGCUGCCUCUUGGCCCUCUCGGUAGCAGGCCUAGCCCAAGGCAUUGGGAGCUCCCUCCGAGCCCAGGACCCAGGUACCUGGCCACUGGAGCUGAAAGAGGUCUUCAGGUUGUUCCAGAUCCAGUUCAACCGGAGUUACUCAAACCCAGCAGAGCAAGCUCGCCGCCUGGACAUCUUUACCCACAACCUGGCCCAGGCUCAGCGGCUGCAGGAGGAGGGUUUGGGCACAGCCGAGUUUGGGGUGACUCCAUUCAGUGACCUCACAGAGGAGGAGUUUGGUCAGCUCUAUGGGCAUCGAAGGGCAACUGGAGGGAUCCCCGUGGGCAGAAACGUAGGGUCUGAAAAUCAGGGGGAGUCAACGCCCGCCACCUGUGACUGGCGGAAGGCGGCCGGCAUCAUCUCUUCCAUCAAGGACCAGAAAAACUGCAACUGCUGCUGGGCCAUGGCGGCUGCAGGUAACAUCGAGUCCCUGUGGGGCAUCAAACACCGCCAGUCCGUGGAAGUCUCUGUGCAGGAGCUGCUCGACUGUGACCGCUGUGGGGAUGGCUGCUCGGGGGGCUUUGUCUGGGACGCGUUCAUAACUGUCCUCAACAACAGUGGUCUGGCCAGUGAAAAGGACUACCCAUUCAGGGGGGACACCAAAACCCACAGGUGCCAAGCCAGGAAGUACAAGAAGGUGGCCUGGAUCCAGGAUUUCCUCAUGCUGCCGGACAACGAGCAGAUCAUGGCCCACCACCUGGCCACCCAUGGCCCCAUCACCGUGACCAUCAACAUGAAGCUACUGCAGCAAUACCAGAAGGGUGUAAUCAGGGCCAAGCCCAGCACCUGUGACCCCCAGCAAGUGAAUCACUCCGUCCUGCUGGUGGGCUUUGGUAGGACCAAGUCAGUGGAGUGGGCAGAGACAGGCUCGUUCCAGUCUAAAUCUCGCCGCUUCACCUCGUACUGGAUCCUGAAGAACUCCUGGGGGGCCGACUGGGGCGAGGAGGGCUAUUUCCGGCUGCACCGAGGGAGCAAUACCUGUGGCAUCACCAAGUACCCGCUCACUGCCCGCGUGGACCUACCAGUUAAGAAGCACCCAGUCUCCUGCCCUCCCUGA
Molecule: messenger RNA, 1116 nt
Organism: Cynocephalus volans (Philippine flying lemur)
Lineage: Eukaryota; Metazoa; Chordata; Mammalia; Dermoptera; Cynocephalidae
Gene: CTSW
Product: cathepsin W
Exons: 10
Coding region: 1-1116 (371 amino acids)
Cellular component (GO): lysosome
Molecular function (GO): cysteine-type endopeptidase activity
Source: RefSeq, a predicted model, not a curated record